GAACAGUUUAGCGGGCUGCAGUUUGUAUGUUUGUGUGAGUGUGUGUGCGAAACCCAAGCAGCUCUGUUAAACGGAUUAAAGUUAGUGGAGUUAGUGCACAACCGUGAUAAAAACCAUGGCUGUUGAAUGUUUAGGCACUGCUUCUGCCAGGCUCUUAUUUAACACGCAUAUUUACUGAGCUGCGGGAUGAAGAGCAGAAAACAGAGGACCGUCAGAACCGGAGGCAGCAAAAAGAAAGUCCCCAGCGAUGUGCCCCCCGCCACCAGCCUCCCUCCUCUGGUCGAAGGCCAGCUAAGAUGCUUCCUGCGGUUGACCAUAAGCAGGGUAUUAUGGACAGUUCAUAAGCCUCCACCUGCAACAUUUGUGAGGCUGCGCUGGUGGGGAGAGUCCUCAAACGGGACACACUUCUUCCCGAGAGAUGGCUCACAGCCGUCACAGAAGACCAUCAAGACCACAGCUCGCUUCCCUAUCCGCUGUGGACCAAAGCAGUUCACCUCAUAUCUUACAGAUAUGGGCUCCCUGGUGCUGGAAGUUCUGACAAAACCUGAUCAUCUGCCGAUCGCAAGGGCUCAGGUUUCGGGUAUCUCUCGCCUCUCUCUGUCCCACCCCAUCAGUGGAUUUUACACCCUUAUAUCACCUACAUCUGACAAGCUGGGAGAGUUACAGGUUUCCCUUAAUCUGGAGCCUCUGACAGAAGCCUAUGACAGCAGCAGCUCUUGUCCCAUCACAGAUAUUAGUGUUGAAGGACCGCAAGUAACCAAACUGAAUGUGCCCUCGCAAACCAGACCACUCUCCGCCGUCAGCAGCAGUGGAAACACUCCAAGAGGGAAAGACCACUUGUAUUUCCAAAAUGCACAGAAGGACAAAGAAGAAUCACUGGAGAAUCAGAUGCCGACAACAGACAAAUCUCCAAACAGUCAAACGGCCAUGAAUCCUUCAUGUAGACAGCUCUGUGGUCAAACCACCAAUGAUAUUCUUUCAGUUAUUCUGGAGCGUGGAAACAAGCUUAGAAACGCAAUGGUUGUAUCAACUUUAAAAUGUGACAUGGAUUCUGCUCCGGCUCUGAAAGACACCCCUCUACCUCUCCCAAAGGAAAACAUCCUGCCAUCUUCAAAGCCCGUCCCGUCUCCCUCUGGGAUGUUCCUUCAAAAUAUUCUUCAUGCUGAUUCAACUCUCAAGCACUCUGAGGAUGUUGCUGUAGUUUCAGACUGCAGCUUAGACUGUCCUAUGGACAUGGAUAACAGAGCUGUGCACCUGCUCCUCGGCAGCUUGAACACAUCUCCUUUGCCUCUCUGGGAUGGAGAUGGCUCCUUCCCUGAAUCUCUCUCUGGCCACAGCAGUGUGUGUGGGGACAGUGAGCUCAAUGAUCCACAAUAUGACCAGAGCUUACUGGAACAUUUGUUCUACAAAACUCCUAUGUCGGAUAUCAAACCAGACGACACUGAGCCAGAGGGUCAAGGAACAAUGUCACUAAGUAAAAAACAGCUGACACAGUCUGCACCCAAGAUGAGUGAACGUCCUAACUCAGAGCCUCAGCGGUGUACAGAUGCUGCUGGUAUCCCUCCUGGUUUGAGUGCAGAGCAGUUCACUUUGCUGAGUUUGAUCCGGCUUGCGAGAGUCACCAUCGACUCUCUUAUUGUACCUACAGGAAGUACAACCACCACACCUAGAAAACCCUCUAGUAAAGGGAAACCUCCUCGACCGUUAACCAGCAAAAAGUGCACAUAUUUUGUAGAGUAUCUGUUCCCGACGGCCUCAACUUCCAGUCGACAUGAUCGUAGUAAGGGUGGAGAUGGAGAGGUGACCACAGCUGUUGCCAGUAAAGUUGCAGGUGGAGCGGUAAAGUUCCAUCAGCGAUCUGUGUUUCCUGUCAACUUCAGUACAGCAGCAGUAAAAAAAUGGUGGGGAACUGAUCUGAUUUUCAAGAUUUACUCACGAAGGAGCGACCAAAAGAAACCUGUUCCCAUCGGCAUGGCGAUCCACCCGCUGCGCUGUCUGCUGGAGAGCGAGCAGCUGAGUCAGUCUGUCCUCUUACCUGUACAGAGGGUGGAAGCGAACAGUGAAACACAGGAGAUUGGACCCCUCAGGGUGUCGCUAGAACUUGCUACACACAAUAAAGAUUUCUCCACUGAACAAAGUAAAAGCAAGCUGGCUCGGAGAGAUGCAUCGCCUUCUCAAACUGCACCCAGUCCACAGAGAGAGAGCAGCUCCAGAUCUCACCAUGCUGACAUUGAGAGGGACGAGCUACCUGCUGGAUCUUUUGAAGAACCCACGCUGAAUGCUUGGAGUCCUCAGAAACACUCAAAGGAACCUUCUCCUCAUCUCGGCCUCCGAACAUCUCACAGAUCACAGCUACAGGUGGAGGAGGAUCCUGAGGUUCUGCUGCAUACGUUACUCAUGGUGCCCGAUGGAAAGAACUUGCCCAUGCAGGCUCCAAACGUGUACCUGAACUGUAAACUCUGGUGUGAUGAGACAGCGAGAUCUGUCGUCAGCUGGGGGCAGGCAAAUCCUUCCUUUAACUUUGUUCAGGUGACCCCUGUGGCCUUAACUACUAAGCUGCUGGAGCGGAUGAAGAAUAACGUGAUAGUAAUCGAGGUGUGGCAGAAGACGGGAAGUUCAGGGCAGGAUCGACUCCUCGGCCUCGUUAAAUUACCUCUCCACCAGUUCUACAUGUCAUUUAGGGAUCCAAAGAUUGCCCACCUUCUUCUCCAGGCGCAGUACCCUGUUUUAGGGGUGGACUGCUACAUGCCGCUCAUUGAUGUGUUCUCAGGAAGCUGUAAAGGACAGCUCAGGGUAGUUUUGGCUAUGGGCCGAUCAGAGCAGAUAGCUGCCCUCCAGCGCACGAGGGAUGAAGAAUACGACUGCUUACCUCAUCUCGUGAGACCAGUUCACCUGCUGGAUCACCAGUCUCAUUCACCAAAAAAGGUUAUUGCACCUCAACAGGAAAGUAUGAGAGAGCAUGUGUUUGUGAUAAGAGUGGAGAAGGUAGAUGGGCUGACCCCUCUGCAGUCUACAGUGUGGGGCGAGGCUGACUGCUACGUCCAGUACAGCUUCCCCUGUCAGGAGGCUGACCCUGCUGCAAAAGUGGACCAGAACCUCAUAGAGAGUAGCGUAAACCUGAAGCCGUUCCGUACCACCACCACUCUCUGCGUCCCGGACCCUGUGUUUGGCCACACUGAGACUCAUGUGCUCCUGGCUCCUGAAGGACUUCCUGUUCAGAGGCUGCUGCUUAGCUCUCUUUCGACUAAAGGCCUAAGCAGCGGAGGGGGUGUCCAAUUUGAAGUCUGGUGCAGAUACUAUUAUCCAAACGUUCGAGACCAGCUUGUGGCCAGAGGAAUGCUUCCUUUGUCCAAGCUGUGUGCCAUGGUCACCAUGCAGAGACAGCAUCCUAAUGAGGCUCAAAUGUUCUCCCUGCCCCUGAUUCCCAGGACGGACAGUCCCAUUGCACACCCGCCUCAGCCCUCAGGAUUACUGGAUGUGUGCAUUCGGUACAAGCACCGACCGGUGAGACCUGAAGGUCAGGCUGGUAAAGGAGCGGCCUCUCGUGUUGUGACCCUGGUGGUUCAGGUGCACAGAGCAUCAGGUCUGCAGGCUGCAGCAAGGGUUUUAUCAGAACAAGAUGACAGAUUCAGCUACUUUGCUGGUGUGGGAGUAAACUCGUUCAUCACGGUGGAGCUCUCGUUCUUGCCUGAGAGUGAGAGGAGGUGCACCCGUGUCGCUGCCAGGACCUUCUGCCCUGAGUUUGACCACCACAUGGAGUUGUCCUGCGAUCUGCUGCUUCAGAGGAGCAGUGGAGAAACCUGCAGCUUAGCUGAGCAGCUGGAAGAAGCCUCUGCUGUCUUCACUGUCUGGAACAGAGACAGUCGCAAAGCAGUCCACACUCAUAAGCCUAAGGAUGCGAUGUUGGGCUCAGUGAAAAUACCUCUUGCUGAUCUCAUCCAUAAAAGAACAGGUAUUUCAGGCUGGUUUGGAGUGUAUACACCUCAGGAAACAAGUUCUUCUUCUCAGCAGCAGCACAUCUUGGUCGGAGGCCUUGAAAUCUCCGUCAGCUUCGCCCACCACUCAGACAGGGAAAGAGUGAUAAAAGCUGCUCAGGGUUUGAGCUGGGAAAUGGCCCAGAAUGACAUGCAAGAGGAUGAAGAAGCUUGGGGAGACGGCAUGAGAAAAAUGUCUUUAACUGUUUCGAUUCCUAGAGCAUGGAUACCGGUCCACUGCUUGCUUCUGCCGGGCCUCAGUGAGCUGGAGCGCUCCACCUACUGCUACUUCAGGUACAAGUUCUACGACCAGGAAGCCUUCUGCUCUCAGAUGAAACACCCCUCUGUAGAGGAGGGGGGGCAGGCCACGGUGACCUUCCAGGGAAGUAGAGCAGUGGAGCUAAGGAGCACUCAGCCCUUGAUGUGGUAUCUACGAGAGGAGAGGCUGGAGGUCCAGCUGUGGGUCGCAUUUUCAAAAGAUAAAUCCCAGAGGCCUAGAGACACUGAUCGACUGGUGGGCUCAGCGUUUGUUGAUCUGUCCUCUCUUGCAAAGACGCCGAAGCAGAAGUUUACCAUCAGUGGAGUGUAUCCGCUGUUCAGGCCUUCAGCAGCAGAUCUACAAGGGGCUGCUAUCAGGGUACACAUCGCCAUGACAGCAGGGGAUGUCCCAGUGGAGCUCCCUGCUGGAGUUACCACUCAGGUGGACUGGGACAGCCAGGGGGAGCUCCUAUCAGAGGAGGAAGCAGCAGAUUGUAUCACUUCGCCAGCUACACCAAAACAACCACAAAGCACACACAAGAAUAAGUCCUCCAGAACAACUCCAGACAUCACACGUGUGCAGCAUACAGAAAUGAGCACGGAGGAAUCUUUCCCUGUGACUGUAGCAGUGGAUCGAGCUAUGCACCUGAAUCUGAAGGGCUGUCCUCUGGCAGAGCGCAGUGAAGGGUCGCCGUGCUGCUGUGUUUCCUACAUCACUGCCGACUCUGCUGAACCAGUGUCCACUGCUGUCUUAGCCAACACCGACUGCCCUGUGUGGGACCAUCAUCAUGAGUGCAGGCUUACAAAUGAGCUACUGCUCGAUCCACAGCAACAUCUCGUGUUCAAAGUCUGGCACAAAGGAGAAACGGAGAGGGUGAUUGGAUUUGCGUCUGUAGACCUGUCCCCCUUACUCUGUGGGUUCCAGUUGGUGUGUGGUUGGUACAACAUCACAGACUUCAGCGGUCAGUGUCACGGCCAGCUCAAAGUGUCAAUCAUUCCUCUAAAGGGGGUCCAAGACCUCCGUGGACGGAGAAAGGCUGUGAAUGAAGAAACUGCCAAAAACUCACCGAAGGAUUUAUUCCAGGCACUCCCUGUCAUCUACCAUACCACAGCCACCUACAGCAGCUUCCCCUCUCACAUCAGCCAGCACACAGAGCAAAAGAUCUCAUCACCCGACAUCACGGAGAGGCUGUUCUCUGAAAGGUCCAGUGAGAGUGACCGCCACUUUGAGCACAUGGACAAAGUGCGUCUGUACCAUCAGAGUCUGCAGGAGCAAACAGCAGCUCCUUCUGUCUGCAGCAGCAGCUCCUUCCUGUUUUCAGCACUCAGGAAAAAACUAAGUGAGCUCGACAACAUCCAGAGAUACUUCAGCCGUAAGCUUUCAACUCCCACAUUCCCGCCCACUAGUGAGCCGGACUGUCAGACCAGCCAGGAGGAGCAGAGGGACUCGGAGACAGACACACGGCAGCUUCUUCUCAAGUCCAAACACUUAGUUGGACAAGCAGACAAUAUCAUUAGCGGUCUGCGAGGAUCCCACCUGGAAACAAUUCCUUCAGACCACCUAAGCAGCUCAGCAACUUCACUUGUUGGAGACAACAACCCUCAAACUAUCCCGGAGAGUGUCUCCAGUCCACGCAGAGCUUCACAUUUAUUCCAGGAAGAGGAAGAAGAAGAGGAAAAGGUGUCACUCCUGCACUCGCCACUGCCAAAGACGUCUGAAGCCCAGUCAGACUCUGAGCCUGAGGGAGAGAAGGACGAACGGAGCUACACGCUUACCGUGUCAGAAGAUGAAAACGAAGAAGGAGCAGACCAAGAUGGUACAGGUUGUUCACAGGAUGAAGAAGCUGAUGAUGAUGAAGAUUACGAUGAGGUUGUGGUGAACCCGAGGCCUCUGAACGAGGUGACUUCGUUAACGGACAAAACCAGCCCUUGGACCAGCAUCAUGUCAGAGCCUGACCUGGUGUCUGUGGAGAGCCCUGAGCCACCAGAGGGGCCCGAUCUGAGAGAGGAUGAGGACGAGGAAGAGGAAACGGUAGAACUGCUAACCCAUAGUGGAGAUGAGAGCAGAGAAGAAAGUGAACAUCAGCAAAGUGACAGUUUUAAUGGAUCAGCUGGAGACUCUUCAGACACAGACGGUGAAAGGACAAUACCAUUUUUAGCCGAGAGACCACCGAAAGAACCCAGCAGCCCCAACGAAGGGUCAGGUGACCGAGUUCCUUCACCCACCACACUGCACGCCACAGAUACCCAUGAUGCUUCAUGCUCCCUGGACCAUCAAGAUGUUCCAACCCAACUCUCUGCCCCUGUGGAGGUUCCUAAUUUCUUCCUUCCCUCUCACCAACUGGAGGCCUCCAUGAGAGUCAUACGUUUAGCUCCUUCUUUCUCCAACAAGGCUACUGACCCGGGGCCUCACAUUCCAAAUCACAGAGGUCCUCGACAGCGUCCCAACAUGUCCCCGUCAUCCAUGAAGAAAGAGACUGAAAGAAUAGCAAAAAUAUUUUCAGCCCACUUUGAAGGCAAUCACUAGUGGUGCUCGAAAUGUGGACAGCUGGGUGAUUUUAAAUAAUGUAAAUUCAAGGUGACAUUUGUAUUUUUAUAAAUAAAUAUUAACUGUCCAUUGUUGCAACACUGGAUACCUUUU
This is a messenger RNA of Trematomus bernacchii (emerald rockcod), 6873 nucleotides long. RefSeq names its product C2 domain containing 3 centriole elongation regulator (gene c2cd3). NCBI's taxonomy places the organism in Eukaryota, Metazoa, Chordata, Actinopteri, Perciformes, Nototheniidae. Gene Ontology annotation, cellular component: centriolar satellite; centriole. Gene Ontology annotation, biological process: centriole elongation; cilium assembly. The record is from RefSeq and is a predicted model, not a curated record.